This is a messenger RNA of Populus euphratica (Euphrates poplar), 1305 nucleotides long. RefSeq names its product Matrixin family protein. The record is from RefSeq and is a predicted model, not a curated record. The coding region runs from base 129 to 1229 and encodes 366 amino acids. Gene Ontology annotation, biological process: extracellular matrix organization; proteolysis; collagen catabolic process. Gene Ontology annotation, cellular component: extracellular matrix. The transcript is spliced from 2 exons. Gene Ontology annotation, molecular function: metalloendopeptidase activity; zinc ion binding. NCBI's taxonomy places the organism in Eukaryota, Viridiplantae, Streptophyta, Magnoliopsida, Malpighiales, Salicaceae.
CCUCUUAAUCAUCAACAAAACCCAACGCCCAUGCCAUAAUUUAACAAUCUCGCCCCCUUCCUUUCCAUUAAAGCUUCCCUCCUUACCUGCAAUAUCCAAAGUCCACAACAUCAAUUGAUCACCUUACCAUGCUUCUAUAUUACAUUUUCUCAAUCCUCUUUCUCCACUACAAGACACCAUGCUCUGCCGCAAGGCCAGCACCUACAUUAACCACCACGCCGGCAGUAGAAGCUGUAACGGUCAAAGAUUCCAACUACACAUGGCAGAAUUUUGGGAGCUUCCUCAAUGCGGGCAAAGGCAGUCAUGUCAAUGGAAUGUCGGAGCUCAAAAGAUACUUCCAUCAUUUUGGCUAUCUCCCGUCACAAGAUUUGAAGAGCAUAACAGAUAUAUUCGAUGACCGGUUCGAAACAGCGAUUGUUCGAUAUCAAGCUAAACUCGGCCUUCAAACUACUGGUAAGCUCGAUCUCGAUACGCUAAAUCAAAUCAUGGCACCGAGGUGUGGUGUGCCUGAUGAUACACAUACACUGUUUCACAAAUUGCACGCAUCUAGACAUUACAUUUAUUUUCCUGGAAAACCUCGGUGGACGCGUUCCAUACCAAUGACUUUGACGUACUCGUUUUCUAAAGAGAAUUUGAUCAACUCUUUGAGUUUGUCAGAUAUCGAAGAAGUGUUUAAAGGUGCUUUUGCAAAAUGGGGUUCAGUUAUACCAGUGAGUUUUGUGGAGACAGAUGAUUAUGCUUUCUCCGAUAUUAAAAUAGGGUUUUAUAGUGGAGAUCAUGGCGAUGGAGAACCAUUCGAUGGGGUUUUAGGAGUUUUGGCUCAUUCAUUCUCACCUGAAAGCGGGAGAUUUCAUCUUGAUGCAAGGGAAACAUGGGCCAUCGAUUUUGAUUUGGAGAAGUCAAAGGUUGCUGUUCAUUUGGAAUCAGUGGCUGUCCAUGAGAUUGGUCAUCUGUUAGGAUUGGGCCACUCUUCUGAUGAAAAGGCUGUCAUGUACCCUAGUUUGAAACCCAGAAAAAAGAAGUUGGAUUUGAGCGUUGAUGAUAUACAAGGAGUGCAAGCUCUUUAUGGAUCCAACCCUAAUUUCACACUUGGGUCCUUGUUAGAGUCCGAUAUUUCAACGAAUAAGGCUGCUGAUUUAAUUAGAAUCAGAUUAUCCCAGUGGAAUAUAUGCAUAUUCGUGGAGAUUUGCAAAAGGAAAGUUGGGUACACUCAGACAAUAAGCCAUUAAUUUGUUUGUAUAGCAAGGAAUCAACUGGCUCAAGGCUUUAAUUGAUUAGAUGCAAUUUAAUCUGUCCAAUCAUAUC